Messenger RNA from Syzygium oleosum, 1262 nucleotides. RefSeq lists its product as uncharacterized. The transcript is spliced from 4 exons. The record is from RefSeq and is a predicted model, not a curated record. The coding region runs from base 417 to 992 and encodes 191 amino acids. Lineage: Eukaryota; Viridiplantae; Streptophyta; Magnoliopsida; Myrtales; Myrtaceae.
ACUAUCACCCUUUUCAACAGUUCCUUCUCUCUCUCUCUCUCUCUCUCUCUCUCUAGUCCUUUCUCCUCACCUCUGUGCAUUGCUGCUGUGUUGCCUUUAAAUGGAGACUUGAGCUUCAACAUCACGAUUCACUGAUUUUGCUCUCUAAAAUUCUCUGCUGUCAAAACGCAUAGCCAGAUUUGAGUUUGGAGCCUUUGGAGUUUCUGGGCAAUCCCGAGACGACUCCCUCCUUUUAACCUUUUUUGCUCUCAACCCUUUUCACCAUCUAGUGAAAGAUCCCCCAAAAUCCUAAAGAAAAAGAGACAAGAAACAGAAAGAUCAGCUCGUCUUUUUCUCUCUGUUCUCAGUUCUCACUCUAUCUUCCACUCCCUCUCUCUGUCUCUUUGUUCUUGGCUUCUUGUGCUGGGGUGUGUGGUAUGGAAGAGAAUUAUCACAAGAGGAGUGGGCAGAUUCCGGCGUUUGGGAACUGGGAUUACGCAAACCAGCUUCCCAUCACCCAGUACUUCGAGUGCGCCAGGCAAGCUGGCUUGGUCCGCUCUCACUGCUCUUCUUCUUCUUCCGGCGAAUGCGGUCGGCCGCAGCCACACGUCGGUGCUGGCUUGUCUGAAGAGAGACAUCAACAUCGUCGUCAUCAUCCUCGUGCUGCUCCUCUUGGUGUCCCUCCUCGAAAGACAAGAGUGAGGGAAAAGCGACUUGCGCAUGUCAAGGAGUCAGAAAAGCAAUCUAGAACGUGCGACGGUGACGUCCCAGAACCGCCAAAGGAACAGCGCUACGUGUCACGGACUGGCAACAUCAAGAACAAGAUUGUUGAUAAACUGCAAGAAGACGACGCCGGUUCGGUCGCCUAUCCUCAAAUGGCCCGACGAAGACGACCCCCGAAGCCCGUCGAUGAAGAUCUCUACAAAAUUUCCCCUGACCUCCUUCGCACCACCAAGAGGAAGAAGAUGCUGGGGUUCAUCUCAAGAUGUCUGGUUCCGGUUUGCUCAGCUUAAGCUCAUCGUCCAGGUCCAGUGCUAGUGAGAACUCAAGAAUGUUCACACUUAUAGUUUCUUUUAUUAUGGUAUUGUUUUUUUUGCCGAAAAUGUGUGGAGAGAGUUGAUAUAAUAUAUAUCGAGUAUAGAUCGAGGAGGUAGAAAGUACAUUUCUGAAUUCCAAGAUGGCCACACUCCAGCCUCGUGAUCAUUCUUAAUGUACUUAUUUAGGAGCUUUACGAGUGGGUGAUAGCGGUGAUUAAUUUGAAAUUCAGUCAUUCAGGGAGCAAA